Aspergillus alliaceus is the source of this 1092-nucleotide messenger RNA. Its product is annotated as aldo/keto reductase. The record is from RefSeq and is a predicted model, not a curated record. Bases 1 to 1092 code for a protein of 363 amino acids. Lineage: Eukaryota; Fungi; Ascomycota; Eurotiomycetes; Eurotiales; Aspergillaceae. The transcript has 4 exons.
AUGGACCUUCUCACUCUGAGACUUCCUCGCAAGCCCGACUCUAUGGAAUACACCCGGUUGGGAAAAUCUGGUCUGAAGAUCUCCAAAGUCAUCCUGGGUGGAAUGUCCUUCGGUACCUCCGACGGUUGGACGAUUCCAGAGGAACAGGCGCUGCCUAUACUUAAGCAUGCUUUCGACAAAGGCAUAAACACCUGGGACACGGCUGACGUGUAUUCGUUCGGCGAAUCGGAGCGCAUUAUCGGCAAAGCUCUGAAAGAAUACAAUAUUCCCCGUGAGCGGGUUGUCAUCUUGUCCAAAUGCUUCAGCGGGGUUCCUAACCCGGAUGAGCUUAAUGGUCUAUCAGACCAAGAAAAACUGAUUCGGAUGGCCAUCAAUGAUGGCAUCAUGGUGAACCGUAUCGGGCUAUCACGCAAGCACAUAUUCGACGCAGUGAAUGCCAGUAUCGAGAGGCUCGGUACAUAUCUGGAUGUCCUGCAGAUCCACCGGCUCGACCAAGAGACUCCUCGUGAGGAGAUCAUGAAAGCGCUGAACGAUGUGGUAGAAAGUGGGAAGGUUCGAUAUAUUGGCGCAAGCUCGAUGCACGCCUGGGAGUUCCAGGCUCUGAAUGCUAUCGCCGACAAAAACGGCUGGCACAAAUUCAUCAGCAUACAAGACUAUUAUUCACUUUUGAAUCGCGAAGAGGAGCGGGAGAUGUUCCCUUACUGCCGUGACGCCGGGGUUGGUAUUAUCCCUUAUUCUCCAUUGGCGCGUGGCCUUCUUACGCGUCCCUACGGGGUGACAAAGGAGCAGCCGACCCUGCGCCAGAAGACCGAUUUUACUUCACAGAUGAUGAUCGGUCCAAUCACACAAGCCGAUAUUGCGAUUAUUCACCGUGUCGAAGAGCUGGCUAAAGCGAAGGGCUGUAGCAUGGCGCAAAUCGGCAUCGUGUGGUGCUUGAAGAAGGGCGUUAACCCCAUCGUUGGAUUUUCGAGCGCUGGACGAGUGGACGAGGCUGUAAAUGCCGUGUCUCUGUUCACCGAUGGCUUGUUGACUGAUGAAGAUAUGGAACGGCUUGAUGAGCCGUAUAUUCCAAAAGCCCGUGCGGGGUAUUAA